AUGAAGCUGCUGGUUUUCUUAUUUCUAAUAACUCUCUUCAUGUCUUGCACUACUUCAGCAUCCACCAUUAAACACCCCUUAGACCCUUUAACUCCAUCUGAGUUCAAGUUGGUUAGAACCACAGUCCAAAAAACAUACAAAGCUUCAUCUCCCACACUAACCUUUCAAUACAUUGGCUUGGACGAGCCAGACAAAGCGUUAGUCCUAUCAUGGGAAUCUUCAAACGCCAAAACCAAAGCCGCGAAAGUACCACCUCGUCGUGCUUUAGUCAUUGCCCGUUUCAAAAAACAAACCCUUGAGAUCAGUGUUGACUUGUCGAAAGGGUCCAUUGUCUCCACCAAAGUGCACACUGGGCAAGGCUUCCCUAUGAUCACGUUUGAUGAGCAAGACGCUGUUACGGAGCUUCCUUUUAAGUACAAACCCUUCGUGGAGUCAGUGCAGAAAAGGAACCUUAAUAUAUCCGAUGUUGUCUGCUCAACAUCCUCGGUCGGGUGGUAUGGGGAGAUAAAGAGCAAACGGACACUGAAGCUGCAGUGCUUUUACACGAAAGGAUCUUCUAACUUGUUUGCAAGACCGUUGGAGGGUAUUACAGUGGUUGCUGAUCUUGAUGAGAGAAAGAUAGUUGAAUAUUAUGACAACUUUAAUAUUCCUGUGCCUAAGGCUGAGGACACUGAGUACGUAGCUACAAAGCAAAAGCCACCAUUUGGACCAACGUUGAUGGGAGCAGCUUUUGUGCAACCAAACGGACCAGGAUUCAAGAUCGAUGGUCAUUCUAUCAGUUGGGCAAACUGGAAGUUCCAUGUGGGAUAUGAUAUUCGAGCUGGGCCAAUGAUCUCCCUAGCGUCGAUUUAUGAUCUUCAACAGCAAAGGUAUCGCCGAGUGUUAUACAGAGGAUAUAUAUCAGAGUUCUUUGUGCCAUAUAUGGACCCAACUGUAAAUUGGUACUUCAAGACCUUUCUUGACAGUGGUGAAUUCGGGUUUGGCCAAUCCAUGGUGUCACUUGAACCUUUGGCUGAUUGCCCAGCCAAUGCUGCAUUUUUGGAUGCAUAUUUUGCAGGAGAAGAUGGUGUACCAGUCAAAAUUUCUAAUGCAAUUUGUAUCUUUGAGAAGUAUGCUGGGGAUAUCAUGUGGCGCCACACAGAAUCAGAACUCCAUGACGAGGAGAUAAGGGAGGUUAGGGUUGAUGCGAGCCUGGUGGUGAGAACUGUCUCAACUGUGGGCAACUAUGAUUAUAUCAUAGAUUGGGAGUUCAAGCCAAGUGGUUCCAUAAAAAUGGGGGUUGGUCUGACAGGAAUUUUGGGUAUCAAAGGAACAUCAUACACCCAUGUGGAUCAAAUUAAGGAGAAUGUGUUUGGUACAUUGCUGUCAGAAAACACGAUUGGUGUGCACCAUGAUCAUUAUCUCACAUAUCACCUUGACCUUGACAUUGAUGGCGAAGCCAACUCUUUUAUGAAGACGAAUUUGGAGACCGUGACAGUAAGCGACGAGAGUUCAGGAAGGAAAAGUUACUGGUCUGUGGUGCGUGAAAUUGGUAAGACAGAGGCUGAUGGUCGAAUCAAACUUGGUUUGAAGGCAUCUGAACUAGCAAUUGUAAAUCCCAAUAAGCAAACAAAGGCUGGAAACAAAAUAGGGUAUCGUUUGUUCCCAGGAACAGUGGCUCACCCACUUUUGCUCAGUGAUGAUUAUCCACAAAUAAGAGGUGGCUUCACCAAUUAUAAUGUGUAUGUAACACCGUAUAACAAGUCUGAGAAAUGGGCAGGGGGGCUAUAUGCUGAUCAGAGCAGAGGAGAAGACACUUUAGCUGUUUGGAGUCUGAGGAAUAGGAGCAUUGAAAAUCAGGACAUAGUUCUAUGGCAUACAGUGGGGAUUCAUCAUGUGCCAUGUCAGGAAGAUCAUCCUAUCAUGCCAACACUGAGUGGUGGAUUUGAGAUAAAGCCAACCAAUUUCUUCGAGAGAAAUCCGGUUCUUAAAGCCAAAACUCCAAAAUCUAUGCGUUUGCCCAAGUGCAACUCUCAACCCUAA
Molecule: messenger RNA, 2022 nt
Organism: Vigna radiata var. radiata (mung bean)
Lineage: Eukaryota; Viridiplantae; Streptophyta; Magnoliopsida; Fabales; Fabaceae
Product: primary amine oxidase-like
Exons: 5
Coding region: 1-2022 (673 amino acids)
Biological process (GO): amine metabolic process
Molecular function (GO): copper ion binding; quinone binding; primary methylamine oxidase activity
Source: RefSeq, a predicted model, not a curated record